Molecule: messenger RNA, 1839 nt
Organism: Brugia pahangi
Lineage: Eukaryota; Metazoa; Nematoda; Chromadorea; Rhabditida; Onchocercidae
Source: the annotation of a GenBank genome assembly
AUGCAAGUUGAAUCAUCAUCAACUGCAGCUGCAGAAUUGCAAGGAUUAAACGAAAUGAGAAAUAUAACGAACAGAAGUGAAAGUGCAAUAGAAACUGCUGUAAAAAAAAUGUGGUCGAAGAUGAAAAAAGUCGAUGAUACACAAUUUCCCCACAGACAUAAUGAUUUUCAAUCGUCAUCGGAAUGUUGUGGAAACAAUAGGAAGACAACAGCGAAUGAAGAAUUUGGUGUUCAGGAAACUAGAAACGGAUCAGGCCGAAACAAACGGAAGCCAAAUUUCGUUAGGCAUAUCAUUCAAGACAACACUGAAGAGCAAAGUGGAAGCAAAACGGAAAAUAUGCCACAACUCUUUUCUGAUGAUACCGAGGAGGGGUCUGCUGAUUUGAACAAUAGAAAUUGCCAAGAUCAAGUAUUGGACAAACAGUUUAAUAUGGUGAUAUCAGCUGAAAAAUCCCAUAAAAAACGGUUGGAUAAGCGAAAUGGUGAAAAAAUCGACAAUUCAGGAAAUGCUUCAUCAAAUGCUAAACGAAAGCGCUCUGAAUCGAAAUUAUUAAAUCUUAAUCAACAAUAUAGUAACAGAACAUUCUCGUCAUUUACACUAGCAGAGCAAGAAGAACUUCGACGCAAGGCUUUACGUAUUCACGACGGAGCCACAUUUCAGAGCUUUGACGAAUUUUACGAAUGUUUCGAAGUUUACAUGAUCGUAUGGAAUUACCCGUAUAGGGUAGGUAGUUCCGAGUUUCUUCGAGAUGGUAAAGGGCAAGUGAUCAGUCGCUUUAAAUAUAAAUAUGUAGUGUAUCAUUGUGCUCAUUAUGGGGCACCACGUAAAAGAGGAAAAGGUGAACGUAUAAAACAAAAUUAUCUUCCACUGGGUUGCAAAGCCAGAUUUCGUUUGAAUGCUGACACAACCAACGGUUGUCUUCGAAUUUCAUCUUUCCACGAAGAGCACACUAAUCACGAAUGCACUGAGGAGGAUUAUUUGCGUAUUACAAACAGGAAGAGACGAAAUCUAACUGGUCAGUUAAUAGAUUCCCAAAUGCGUCUAUCCUUCACUUUAUUUUCAGUUAUAGAAAUGAUUAUUAAUUAUAGAAAUUUCAGGUGGUAUUGCAUCGAAGAAAAUGAAAGAAGAAAAAUGAGAGAAACAGGAGAAACAAAGUCGAAAAGCAAAUCACCACAGCUAACUGAGCGUACAAAUGUUUCCGAUGUUGCGGAAGAUAAUUCUGCAUCCGUUAUUUCACCAGCAGAAAAUCUCAGUCCUACCAAUUUAUUAGAAAGAAACUAUGGCGCCAUUAUUUCAUCCCAAGAAAACUCUGCUUUUGUUCCGGUUACUCGUUCCGCAGAAAUGACAGAACACGUUGAUGGAAUACAACAAAUGUCAUUGCAGAAUUUGCUUCCAACAGAUUCCGUCCGGAAGCAAUUAUUCGCAAAUUGCUUAAUGGAUCGGUUGCAGAGAAUAGAAUAUUUGAUUAUGAACGCUUACAUCAUCAAAUGUGGAGGAUGUCUACCGCAGGAAGUAUACUUACCGUUCAUCUGUGGAGUAUAUGGCGCUGAUUUUUAUCUCUCGGAAUGGUCGAAUGUGCAACUAAGAGACGUUAUGAUAGUGCUUCUGCAGCCACCAGAAAUACUGCUUCAAGGCAAUUUACCCACCGAUAUUUCAAUUGAUGAAGUGAAACAGGUUCGACCACCUGGUAUUCAUCGUGCGAUCACAGCUAUUAGAGAGGAAAAACUAAAGAGAUGCGACAGUAUUUUUGCUCGAUUUGUCCAGCAUAUUUUCAAUGCCAUCUCUCGACCUGAAUUCGUAGUGGCUGUUCGUGAAUUCAAAAAUUUGCUGAUGACGUAA